AUGCUAGGGAGAUGUUUUCCUCCAGACACCAAAGAGAAGCAACAGCUCAGAAUGACUAAACUCUGCGAUCCUGCAGAAAGUGAAUUGUCGCCAUUUCUCAUCACCUUAAUUUUAGCAGUUUUACUUGCUGAAUACCUCAUUGGUAUCAUUGCAAAUGGUUUCAUCAUGGCUAUACAUGCAGCUGAAUGGGUUCAAAAUAAGGCAGUUUCCACAAGUGGCAGGAUCCUGGUUUUCCUGAGUGUAUCCAGAAUAGCUCUCCAAAGCCUCAUGAUGUUAGAAAUUACCAUCAGCUCAACCUCCCUAAGUUUUUAUUCUGAAGACGCUGUAUAUUAUGCAUUCAAAAUAAGUUUUAUAUUCUUAAAUUUUUGUAGCCUGUGGUUUGCUGCCUGGCUCAGUUUCUUCUAUUUUGUGAAGAUUGCCAAUUUCUCCUACCCCCUUUUCCUCAAACUGAGGUGGAGAAUUACUGGAUUGAUACCCUGGCUUCUGUGGCUGUCCGUGUUUAUUUCCUUCAGUCACAGCAUGUUCUGCAUCAACAUCUGGACUGUGUAUUGUAACAAUUCUUUCCCUAUCCACUCCUCCAACUCCACUAAGAAAACAUACUUGUCUGAGAUCAAUGUGGUCGGUCUGGCUUUUUUCUUUAACCUGGGGAUUGUGACUCCUCUGAUCAUGUUCAUCCUGACAGCCACCCUGCUGAUCCUCUCUCUCAAGAGACACACCCUACACAUGGGAAGCAAUGCCACAGGGUCCAACGACCCCAGCAUGGAGGCUCACAUGGGGGCCAUCAAAGCUAUCAGCUACUUUCUCAUUCUCUACAUUUUCAAUGCAGUUGCUCUGUUUAUCUACCUGUCCAACAUGUUUGACAUCAACAGUCUGUGGAAUAAUUUGUGCCAGAUCAUCAUGGCUGCCUACCCUGCCGGCCACUCAAUUCUACCGAUUCAAGAUAACCCUGGGCUGAGAAGAGCCUGGAAGCGGCUUCAGCUUCGACUUCAUCUUUACCCAAAAGAGUGGACUCUGUGA
Molecule: messenger RNA, 1017 nt
Organism: Pan troglodytes (chimpanzee)
Lineage: Eukaryota; Metazoa; Chordata; Mammalia; Primates; Hominidae
Gene: TAS2R39
Product: taste 2 receptor member 39
Biological process (GO): G protein-coupled receptor signaling pathway; detection of chemical stimulus involved in sensory perception of bitter taste; sensory perception of taste
Cellular component (GO): membrane
Molecular function (GO): bitter taste receptor activity; G protein-coupled receptor activity
Source: RefSeq, marked provisional